Molecule: messenger RNA, 1242 nt
Organism: Amborella trichopoda
Lineage: Eukaryota; Viridiplantae; Streptophyta; Magnoliopsida; Amborellales; Amborellaceae
Gene: UFO
Product: F-box family protein
Molecular function (GO): protein binding
Source: RefSeq, a predicted model, not a curated record
AUGGCCGAGCCCACUCCACCACCUCAAGCGCACCAACGCCACCACCAACCCAGCGGGCGCACGCCCACCACCAGCUCACCUAGCACGAGUCGCCGCAGAGCCACGGGGGCAAGGAUGGACCCUCGGCUAUGGAGCAUGCUCCCUCAACGCCUGAUCGACCGGUCCCUGGCCUUCCUCCCUCCACCUGCCCUCUGCCGCAUGCGCUCGGUUUGCAAGUAUUGGUACCACCUCCUCUCUUCCCGCAGCUUUCUUGAACUCUGCAACCUCCUCGCCCCGCAGUGGCGAUGGUUCCUGUUUCUCUCGAAGCAAACCGAGUCCUUCGGCUUCUUAUUCGAUCCCGAAACUGAUUCUUGGUUCAACCUCCCCAUGCCCCAAAUUCCACAGGGAUUUAGUGUGGUCGCAUCCGCCGGAGGGCUGCUUUGCUGGUCUGGAGAUGCAGGUGGACACCGGGCGUUGCUCGUUGGAAACCCGCUCACACGCACCGUUGUGUCGAUUCCGCCAUUAUUGCGACCUCGCUUCUUGCCUUCCGUCGGAUUGGUUGCAAACACCGACACAACAAGCUAUGAAAUCGUGGUUGCCGGCGAUGACCUUAUCUCGCCAUUCGCAGUGAAAAACCUCACGACUGAAGUGCUUUUCAGUGAAACGGGGGUCUGGCAGAUGGGGGGUGCAUUGCCAAGGCUGUGCAGCCUCGAGUCGGGGCGCAUGGUCCACUGCAAUGGCUUUAUGUAUUGCAUGAACUACAGUCCAUUCAGCGUGCUAGCAUAUGAUCUCAGCUGUGGGAUUUGGAUCAAGAUCCAAGCGCCGAUGCGCCGGUUUCUUCGCUGGCCAAGCCUUGUCGAGUGCAAUGGCCGGGUGCUGCUCGUUGCAGGCGUCGAGAAAAGCAAGUUGAGUGUUCCGAAGAGUGUGCGUGUGUGGGCACUGCAGGGGGGCCAAGCAUGGGUCGAGCUCGAGAGAAUGCCACAGGCACUGUAUGAGCGCGUCGCCGCAGAGGGCUGCACUGGUUUCACCUGCGUGGGGCAUGGAGAUAGCGUUGUUUUUAUUACUAAAAGUGACGAGGAAUUAUUGUUGUUCGAUGCGAAGCAGAAGGUGUGGCGGUGGUUGCCAAGGUCCCCGUUCAUGGGGGCUGAGCUCAGAGAGGGGCUGCAGGGUUUUGCGUAUGAUCCACGGAUGGGGGCGUGGCCAGCGACUCGGGCAGUGGUGGCUCAGCUUCAGGGAUCUUCUUCCUCUUCCUUUGGGUUUUAA